Molecule: messenger RNA, 1287 nt
Organism: Botrytis porri
Lineage: Eukaryota; Fungi; Ascomycota; Leotiomycetes; Helotiales; Sclerotiniaceae
Exons: 1
Coding region: 1-1287 (428 amino acids)
Source: RefSeq, a predicted model, not a curated record
AUGGCUGGACUCGGGUUUGCCCACCACUGCUACUACUCGCCAAUGCAACAAGCAUGCAGGCAGGACCUGAAACUUUGGUGGCACGCCGCAAAGCAAAGGAUGGAUCAAGAAUUUCGCCUGAUAACUAUCCCUUUUCCUGCUGUCAUUAUCCAAAACGGCGAGACCUUUGAUCAUACUGUUGUCCAUGGCAACACGAAAGAUCUUUACGCCAAAAAUGAUUUCAAUUGCGCAGAUCAUCUAACUGCGUAUGUUGUCCACUCUGCGAUUAAAGAGAGGAACAUGUCCAAGUACGGGUUAGGGAGUGCACAAUUGAAAGAGGGUUCCGAGCAACAAUUGGCGUGGAGAAAUCUCGCAGCAGAUACGCUUGGAAAAUACCAUGGCAUGUUCGAAAAAGGGUACUUCCAAGACAUCACUUCCAAAAAGAAGUACCUCGGUUAUUCCAACCUGGUCAAGUCUGAACAUUUCGUAGGGCGCAACAACAGAUCCUGGGCUCUUGUGCUAGGGGGAGCUCCUGUGACCUUCAAGCGCAGCAAGUCUGGAGCAGGAGACAUACCAUUUGCAGCUUCCAUUGUUCCGUACGUAGCGGUGACACGAUUUGCCGAUGGAUCGUUGAACCCUGAAUUAGAAAACGGCAUGAAGUAUAAGGAUGUCAGAAACGCUCACAAUAACCUUUUGCUUAUCUUCGAUAAGAACGUUACCCAAGACGGAAAAUAUGAAAUCUCGGGAUUCCCUGUGGAGUGUCACCUAAUCACCCAAAAUCCUGUUUCGCAAGCCCUUGUUGGUACCCUAUCCUGGGACGACCAGUCUGUCCUCAACGAAGCUGCCAAACUCCUCGCGAUGAACCAAAAGGAAUUUUACGAGUGGUAUGCGGCUUAUGGAAAGUCGGUUAUGGAACCUUACCGAAGAGUUUUUGCGGACUUCGAAUCAAUGGAAAGAGGGUAUGGAGACAAAUCUUACUUUGUUGCAGGGGACAACUCUGGAGGGCAAGGUAAUGAACCAGAGCCUGAUGUCGAAGGGAAUAUCGAGCCCAUUUCCUCGGGCGAUGACGAGAUUCGGGACUCUCCUGGCCCAGGACAUGGGGAAAGCCUAACUGUCAGCCGUAAGAGACCGAGGAUGCCCGAUCCUGACGACGAUCAAGAGAGUGCUGAGGCUCCUAGGCGCAAAAAGCCAAGAAGAGCGGCACCUGAUCCUGAAUUGGAAGAUGAUCCCGAGCACUCUCCCGCACGACGUCAGAGUGCUAGGCCCCCAUCCCGCAGAAGUAGGCGACAAGCUGAGGCGAGAAAGUAG